This is a messenger RNA of Sceloporus undulatus (fence lizard), 2783 nucleotides long. It is a transcript of the gene STK25, whose product is annotated as serine/threonine kinase 25. Bases 289 to 1287 code for a protein of 332 amino acids. NCBI's taxonomy places the organism in Eukaryota, Metazoa, Chordata, Lepidosauria, Squamata, Phrynosomatidae. Gene Ontology annotation, molecular function: protein kinase activity; ATP binding. The record is from RefSeq and is a predicted model, not a curated record. Gene Ontology annotation, biological process: protein phosphorylation. The transcript has 10 exons.
CCCUCUUCCCACUCUUAUUUAUUCUUGCUGACACAGCACUCUCGAGUUGAUCCAGAGGAACUGUUCACCAAGCUGGAGAGGAUUGGCAAAGGGUCCUUUGGAGAGGUGUACAAAGGAAUUGACAACCGCACUAAAGAGGUGGUAGCUAUUAAGAUAAUUGACCUUGAGGAGGCUGAGGAUGAAAUUGAAGACAUCCAGCAAGAGAUAACAGUACUUAGUCAGUGUGACAGCCCCUACAUUACCCGUUACUAUGGUUCUUACUUGAAGGGCACCAAACUCUGGAUAAUCAUGGAGUACUUGGGAGGUGGCUCAGCACUGGAUCUACUCAAGCCUGGUCCCUUAGAAGAGACCUACAUUGCCACCAUCCUGCGAGAAAUAUUAAAGGGUUUGGAUUAUCUUCAUUCUGAGAGGAAAAUCCACAGAGACAUCAAAGCAGCCAACGUGCUACUUUCAGAGCAAGGGGAUGUGAAAUUAGCUGAUUUUGGUGUGGCUGGCCAACUCACAGACACUCAGAUCAAGCGAAACACUUUUGUUGGGACGCCUUUUUGGAUGGCACCUGAAGUUAUCAAGCAGUCAGCCUAUGACUUCAAGGCAGAUAUUUGGUCCCUUGGCAUUACUGCUAUUGAACUGGCAAAGGGAGAGCCUCCAAAUUCUGACCUACAUCCUAUGAGAGUUCUCUUCCUGAUUCCCAAAAACAACCCUCCAACAUUAGAGGGACACCACAGUAAACCCUUUAAGGAAUUUGUGGAGGCCUGCCUUAACAAGGACCCUAGAUUUAGGCCCACUGCAAAGGAACUGCUAAAGCACAAAUUUAUUACACGUUAUACUAAGAAAACAUCAUUUCUCAUGGAGCUUAUUGAUCGGUACAAACGCUGGAAGUCAGAAGGGCAUGGUGAGGAUUCAAGCUCAGAUGACUCUGACAUUGAUGGAGAUGCAGAUGAAAGAGAUCAAGGACCCAUUUGGACUUUCCCACCAACCAUUCGCCCCAAUUCCUUGAACAAACUGCACAAAGGGAUGGUUCAUCCUGGGUCCCAAAAGCCUGCUGAACCCAUCAAGCGGCAGCCACGGUCUCAAUCUCUUUCCACCCUUGUUCGACCUGUCUUUGGAGAGCUCAAAGACAAGCAUAAGCAGACUGGAGGGAACGUAGGAGCCAUGGAGGAACUGGAGAAUGCCUUUGGCCUAGCCGAAGAAUCUUGUCCAGGAAUCUCUGACAAAUUAAUUGCACACAUGGUGGAGCGAGUGCAAAGGUUCUCACAUAGUAGGAACCACCUGACUUCAGCACGCUGAAGAGUCCACUCUGUUGCUGAUAGGAGGAAGGAUGGCUCCCCCCCAGCUCCACAGGAACUGUGUCUUGAAUCCAUCACCAUCUCUGCUGUUGGAUGUUAACAUUGUGCUAUGGAUUCCCAGACAUUUCAGAGCCUUUGUAUGUGUGUGUUUUUGUGACCACCCAAGAUGGGAUUCGCAACACAAAUUAUCAUGGACUACUUUACAGAGCCCUAGAAGAGUAAUUUCUACAGUGUAUUUCAUGGAGGUUUUUAAUUGUAUCCAAUUUUUCUCAGGUCAGAACUCGUUUCAGAGCAAAAUCCUGACUGCUGGAAAAUGGAAAUUCAUAGAUAAACACAUUCCAAAAGGGAAGUAGGACUGUGGUAGUUCCAUUGCUCUUGCCAGAGAUAAAGUAUAUUUGAGGUUAUUGAUAAGUGAGGAGGGACUAUCACCAUGCUGGUGCUAAUCCAAGAGAGCCUUGUAAUGUGUUCCUCCAUAGCUAAGAGAAGAUUGGGCUAGCAGUUGCUGAGACAGGUGAAGUUUGCCUUCUCCUUCUCCUGUCUGUCUACUUGUUCCUUUUGUGGGGUAGGUUUGACUGCUGCUGUACUCUGCACUAGCCCAUUUACUGAAAACAGCUUGGAGCUGAUGCUCUCCUCCCCAAGGCCUUUUGCUGCUACUUUGUACCUUACAGAUGAACACUCACUCAGUUAAAAUAUUUUGGCAGAGUAUUAUGUACUUUUCAAAAAAACAGAGGGAAACUAAAUGCUUAGUUGCUACUGCAGCUUAGUGAAGGAGUGAGGGUCUACACAAAGUCCUCAAGUUUUGUAGAGGUUUAUGAUUGUAUUAAAUUUGGUUUGAGAUUUUCAGUUAAUUGAAAAAUGUGUGGUGCCAACAGCUGGAAGAAGUCCUACCUGACAUUCCCCAAACAUAUUCUGUGUUGUUCCUCCACUGCUCAGAAUUAAUAUAUUAAGCAUGUCAGAUUCCAACUAGCUCUUCCUCUCCAGUGGUAAUGUAGGAGAUCAAGAGCAGCCACACAUAUUAAAGAUUGCCAAUAUGAAGUGUCAGUUCCUGAAAGUGUAGAGCCCUUUAGUGACUGACAGCAAUUUUGAGGACUGGCUCUGAGAAGAGCAUGUGACUGUUUAAUUUUGGGUGGAAGGAAGACUUUUUGGCAUAUCUUCCAUUUAUAGUACAGUAUGAGAAAUGUUAAUGGAGAAGACUGUAUUCAUGGUAUUUAUAGAGUAUGCUGGAACAAUAUCUUAAGAACUGUAGUUGUUAAAGAAUAUUUUUCCUUUACUAUUAUCCCCAGGACUGCUUAUGAAGUAGAUGGGGUUAUUUAGAAGAGGAAAAUAAGAAGUUGCUACUUUGUGCUAUUCAUAAAAGGUACCUUAUAGUAACUUACACAGUGUCACCAGAAAAAGUUUUCAAAAGUGUCUCCAAUAAUUAGAGCAACAAAGACUUAAUUUUAAAAUGAGCAGUGAAAGGGAUCUGCCACUUCCAAUAAAAUUAACUUGUCAAGUAAA